This is a messenger RNA of Schistocerca gregaria, 2335 nucleotides long. RefSeq names its product THO complex subunit 5 homolog. Gene Ontology annotation, biological process: mRNA export from nucleus; positive regulation of DNA-templated transcription, elongation. NCBI's taxonomy places the organism in Eukaryota, Metazoa, Arthropoda, Insecta, Orthoptera, Acrididae. Gene Ontology annotation, cellular component: THO complex part of transcription export complex. The transcript has 14 exons. Gene Ontology annotation, molecular function: mRNA binding. The record is from RefSeq and is a predicted model, not a curated record. The coding region runs from base 101 to 2164 and encodes 687 amino acids.
AUAUGCACAAUCAGAGUGUAUGAGUGCUGCAGUUGUUGUUGUUAGGUAGAAACUCUGCAUUGUGUGUUUACAGCAUGUGUAAAUAAUUGUGGAAGAGACAAUGAACGAAAAGGAUAAUAUACCACCUAAAAAACGUCGCAAGGGUACCUCCGGUGCUUCAUCAGGUUCAGUAAAAGUUUCUGAUGGCGAUAUAUAUAAGAAUGUCAUUGAAUUUGAAGAGACGGAAGCACAACUGAGGGAUGCAACAUAUGACAGGAAACGGUUUUAUGAAAUAUGCGAUGAAUAUCGUAACUUAAUGGUUGAGAUUAGCGAGCUAAAGACCCAGGGCAGUCAGGCCGCCGAUAAAAUAAAUGAGAAAAGAAUACAAGGAUGUUUGUUGUUCGUUCUUUUGAAAAAGUUGAAUCGUCUAGAAAAGUUUAGAACCAAGCAAUCAAGAGAGACACUGUAUAAAGCUAAGCAACAGUUAGAUAGCUAUCAUCUCCAGCUGCAGAACCUUCUGUAUGAAAUUCUACACGUGAAGAAAGAAGUUACAAAAUGCCUCCAGUUCAAGUCAAAGGAUGAGGAGAUAGAAUUGGUAUCAGUGGAAGAAUUCUAUAAAACAGCUCCUGAAUCAAUCACAAGACUGGAACUGACGCAGAAUGAUAUGCACCAGUUGAAACUGGCGAGAUUGGAAUGGGAACUUGAGCAGCGCAAACAGCUCGCAGCUCUCUGUCAUAAACUGCAGGGUGAUAAGGAACUGGUAGCGAAAGAAAUACAGAAGAAAAGAGAACUUCUCGAUAAUCUUACCCCUCGCCUAAAAACUAUACUCGAGGCAACCAAACCACUACAAGAUUAUUUGGGUCUGCCCUUGGACAGAAUUCGCAAGCAGCAUGAGAUUUCAUACUUACUUCCUAAACCAUUGUAUGUGCUGUAUGUUCAAGUUGAUGCCUAUAGAGAAGCAUGUGAUCCAUUAAUGACAGUAGCAGUCAAUGGAGAUGAGGAAGAGGCGAAGUCACUGAAGCAGUCGUUGGCAGAAUCUGAAACACUGGAAGAGUCAGACUCAGAUCAGGAGGAUACUACAGAAUUUCAGAAUAGACACCACAGGAAAUUGUCCAAAAUAGAUAGAAUGGAAGAGAGAAAGAAACGGCUUCUUCUGAGACACCCGCUGUCUGUGGAGAUUGUGAUCAAACAGAAAGAUGGAAACAGCCUGUCGUUAAACUUCAGUUAUUUGGUGAACUUGCAUGUUGUUACAGUAAAACCCCAAGUUAAUCUUUCACAUGCCAUUCAUGGAAUAUGUGCAGGUGAUCUGAUUGCACCUCAGAACAUUUUGUCUUCACUUUUCCCAAGUGAUUUGGGACUGGACAGCCCAAAUGUUGCAAAUUUGUAUCAGCUACAACAUAUGGGACUUGAUGGGUUUGGGAGCUAUAUUUCUGAACUUGGCAUUCCUUAUAUAUGGGCUCAAAACAUUGCUGGCUUGGAUUUCACAGGUUCUAAAUCACAUGAAAUCAUGGAAGCACAGCCAAAAACUGCAGUGAGCCAGGCUUGUGUUGAAAAUGUGAUGAGAGGCAUUAGACAACGUUUGAAGGCCAGGUUAGCACUAUGCUGCCAACUACAGGCUCUAGAAACUGGUGUUGUAUCUGUGCCACAUACACUACGUAAAAAUUUUCCUGCAAAGCUGUGUUGUACGCUAAGUUCUUGGCAACCAGUUACUUGGGAAGAAUAUAAGAGUGCUGCGUACACUGCCGCUCUGGUGAAAGAGAACUUUGUCACUCAUGCAGACUCAUUCUACGUGUGUGUUUUGACCAGAGGAACUGCUAAACUGGUUUCACUGAUAGCGAUUAAAUGUGAUUAUCCUCGAAUUCCUCCUAUAUUCUGUCUCCAACUGUUGUGGCAUGGGGAACACAACAGCACAAACAAUGACGCUGUCAGGGAUAUGGAAAAAGAACUUAACACACACUGGAUGGAACUUAUACAAGGCCGCAGUUGGGGACAGACAUUAUUGAUGUGUCAGAUUAUGCGCCUCAUGUCCUGCUUUGAUGUCUUUCUGGAAGCAUCAGGAGCAACGGGUAUAGCUCCACCAGAAUUCCCGAGAGAUAAAAUUUUUCUGAAACCUGUAAAGGGACGGAAUCGUUGCAGGCCAUACAAAUAUCUUCAACUUGGAGGUGGUAUAUUCACACAGCGGUAGUUGGAAGAACAUUCACAUUGUGCGAGUUGAAAUCAGUUUACAUUAUUUCUGUGAACAACCAAAAAUGAUUGAUGGAAUCCAUCUAAUUAUUGCAUUUUUCCAACUCUGGUUCACAAAGCUUAUUAAAAAAAAUUAAAAAUUAAAGUUUUGGCUGUGGCCAAUGAAAAAAUU